Balaenoptera acutorostrata (minke whale) is the source of this 895-nucleotide messenger RNA. RefSeq names its product akirin 1 (gene AKIRIN1). Gene Ontology annotation, molecular function: transcription coregulator activity. Gene Ontology annotation, biological process: positive regulation of lamellipodium assembly; positive regulation of myoblast differentiation; negative regulation of skeletal muscle satellite cell proliferation. The coding region runs from base 139 to 717 and encodes 192 amino acids. Gene Ontology annotation, cellular component: nucleus; chromatin. The record is from RefSeq and is a predicted model, not a curated record. NCBI's taxonomy places the organism in Eukaryota, Metazoa, Chordata, Mammalia, Artiodactyla, Balaenopteridae. The transcript has 5 exons.
ACAGGAGGCGGGGCCAGCGCCUUUGCCGGUGCUGGAGCCGCCAUUGGAGCCGGCUUGGCUUGCGGGCUCCGCUGCGGAGCGGGAGGUUGGGCCGCAGUUAAAGUCGCGUCGGCUCCUGGUCCCUGGCCCUUCAGCGGCAUGGCGUGCGGGGCGACGUUGAAGCGGCCCAUGGAGUUCGAGGCGGCGCUGCUGAGUCCCGGCUCCCCAAAGCGGCGGCGCUGUGCCCCUCUGCCCGGCCCCACUCCGGGCCUCAGGCCCCCGGACGCCGAGCCGCCGCCGCUGCUUCAGACGCAGACCCCACCGCCGACUCUGCAGCAGCCCGCCCCGCCCGGCAGCGAGCGGCGCCUUCCAACCCCGGAGCAAAUUUUUCAGAACAUAAAACAAGAAUAUAGUCGUUACCAGAGGUGGAGACAUUUAGAAGUUGUUCUUAAUCAGAGUGAAGCUUGUACUUCGGAAAGUCAGCCUCACUCCUCAGCACUCACAGCACCUAGUUCGCCAGGUUCCUCCUGGAUGAAGAAGGACCAGCCCACCUUUACCCUCCGACAAGUUGGAAUAAUAUGUGAGCGUCUCUUAAAAGACUAUGAAGAUAAAAUUCGGGAGGAAUAUGAGCAAAUCCUCAAUACCAAACUAGCAGAACAAUAUGAAUCUUUUGUGAAAUUCACACAUGAUCAGAUUAUGCGACGAUAUGGGACAAGGCCAACAAGCUACGUGUCCUGAAGCUUUCUUGCAUAUCUGGGUACCAGGUUUGACCUCAAGAGAUGGCUGCUGUACACUUUUUGCAACUGGUUUGAUAUCACAUUUCAGCUCCAACUUUGCAUCCUGAGAACACUUAAAUGUUUCUGCAGGUCCAUUUUAUACAACUUGAAAGACCUUAAAACUUUCCGGUUGCCACAAG